Molecule: messenger RNA, 792 nt
Organism: Maylandia zebra (zebra mbuna)
Lineage: Eukaryota; Metazoa; Chordata; Actinopteri; Cichliformes; Cichlidae
Gene: xgb
Product: x globin
Molecular function (GO): heme binding; oxygen binding
Source: RefSeq, a predicted model, not a curated record
CCAGAUGUCACCACCAGCACAUUUCCUCUGGCACCGAAGUAUCUAACUGUCGUUUUUCCUUUUUUUAAAAAAAAAAUCUUCCUGGAUUGGCAUUGCCCCAAAAUAGAAUAAAUAAAAAAAAAAUCUUCUUUCCGUCUUUCAUGUGAAGAAUGGGCUGCGCAAUAUCAGGUCUCGCAGCAAAAUCCGAGUUUGCAGAGAAGACUUCAGAGGAUGCUGCUGCUGCCGCGUAUCCCAGCGAGGACCAGAUUCAGAUGAUUAAAGACUCGUGGAAAGUUAUCCGGGACGAUAUAGCCAAAGUUGGGAUUAUUAUGUUCGUCAGGUUGUUUGAGACCCAUCCUGAAUGCAAGGACGUCUUUUUCCUCUUCCGAGAUGUGGAGGACCUGGAGAGGUUGCGGACCAGCCGAGAACUCAGGGCGCACGGCUUGCGGGUGAUGUCUUUUAUUGAAAAAAGUGUGGCUAGACUGGACCAGCUGGACAGACUGGAGGCUCUGGCUCUGGAGCUGGGGAAAAGCCAUUAUCAUUACAACGCCCCGCCUAAGUACUACAGCUAUGUCGGAGCAGAAUUCAUCUGCGCCGUGCAGCCCAUCUUGAAGGAGAGGUGGACGGCCGAGCUGCAGGAGGCGUGGAAGACCAUGUUCCAGUUUGUGACCAGCCUCAUGAACCAGGGAUACCAGGAAGAGAGCGCCCGGCAGCGCCAGCUCGCGCUAUCCCCGAAGGAAAGACCGGACAAGAGAAACACAGCGCUAUGAGACAGCACUUCUUUUAAACGCCACACAGACUGUUAUCACCAGU